Messenger RNA from Rana temporaria (common frog), 1637 nucleotides. It is a transcript of the gene CMPK2, whose product is annotated as cytidine/uridine monophosphate kinase 2. Gene Ontology annotation, cellular component: mitochondrion; cytoplasm. The record is from RefSeq and is a predicted model, not a curated record. The coding region runs from base 49 to 1386 and encodes 445 amino acids. Gene Ontology annotation, biological process: dUDP biosynthetic process; dTTP biosynthetic process; dTDP biosynthetic process. The transcript has 5 exons. Gene Ontology annotation, molecular function: ATP binding; dTMP kinase activity. NCBI's taxonomy places the organism in Eukaryota, Metazoa, Chordata, Amphibia, Anura, Ranidae.
CUCCGCAGUAAUACCAUAACAAGCUGCUGCUGUUUCCGUUUCCCCAGAAUGAUGGCAGGCUGUAAAACCUUUCCCAUUCUCUGUCUCCAGCUCUAUCUACACACCAGGUCUAUGCUGAGAACCUGCAGAAGGAUGGCCAGUGCUGCCAAUCAGCACAGAGUAAAAUCCCAAAUGUAUGCUGUGGAAUCUGUCUGUAAUUCUCCCUUCUAUUUCACUUUAAAGGACAAUGUAAGCCCGGUGUCCUCUGGGACCUCCAAUGUCUGGCCAUUCCUAGCACAAGGGGGGUAUGCUCAUUCAUUGUGUGUGACUACCAGCCAUCGGGUGCAAGCAGCAAGGCUACAGAAGUCUAUGGGAAAAGAACUGACUGCCAUGGCGCCUGGGAUUCAGGUUGUAAAACUCCUCUCGUACUUUCCUGAUAACCUUCAUGGGUCUCUGCAGAGAGGGUUCCUAAUUCUGGAUCCACAGCAUCACCGUGACUUACAGAAUAAAUUGGAGGGUCUACUCAGAGAGAACCAGCAGGACAUCCAGCUGUGCACCUAUACAGGAGAAGAGGGCCGGGUCUGGCAGAGCCGCUGGGAAGUCAAUGGACAAGUGAAGGAGGUGGACAGGUCAGAGGUAAUGGCAGUGAAUGGCCCAAUGCCAUCUCCAUUUGUGGAAAUUCUCAGAGAUUCUGCUGUGUAUUCCUCCCUGCAAGAUGUACUGUCUGUGCUGCAUGAGAGCGCCAAAGUGAUCCCAGAAGCCGGAAAUCUUUUAAAAUUUAUGGAUUUGGGUACCAUUCCAGAAAAAGGAUCCCAUCCUGUCAUUGUAAUAGAAGGGCUUGAUGCUACAGGAAAAUCCACUUUGACAGAAUCGUUGAAACAGCAUCUGAAAGCAGCACUACUUAGAUCACCACCAGAUUCCAUUAGUCGGUGGAGGAAAACCUUUGAUGACGAGACGUCACUCAUAAAAAGAGCAUACUAUGCAUUAAGUAACUAUGUUGCAGCAGUGGACAUCGCAAAAGCAUCUGAAGUGUCUCCAGUGAUUGUAGACAGGUUUUGGCACAGCACAGCUGCCUAUGCUAUAGCCACAGAAAUCGGAGGUAACAUUCAGAAUCUGCCAGACCACCACCAUGUUGUUUACCAAUGGCCAGAAGAUCUUCUUAAACCCGACCUCGUAAUUUUGUUGACUGUCAGUGAUGAGGAGCGGAUCCGUCGUAUUCGCAAGAGGGGACUUCAGGAAACACAGGAAGAAAAAGAGCUUGAGGCCAAUAGUAUGUUCCGUCAUAAAGUUGAAGAAGCAUACAGAAGAAUGGAGGAUCCAGUAUGUGUAGUUAUUGAUGCCAGUGCUUCAAGGGAAGCUGUGUUAAAAAACACUUUAUCCAUUAUAAAGAGACACUGCAAUAUCUAGGUAUGCCUUUCUAAAGGAUAAACCAGGAUUCUGUGAAGAUGCCUAAACACCCGAUCUAAAGAAGUCUAUAAUACCAAUAUGACAUUCAAUGCAAAUGUUCUUCAGCUGUUAUUUAUCAUGCUGGCUUUCAAUAUGGCCAUCUCCAAUGUGUGUAGAUGACAGGUACCCAUAACAGAAAUGUAGGGCCAGAUUCAGAAAGCUUUUACGCCGGCGUAUCUAUUGAUACGUCACGUAAGUUAAAAGAUGCGCCG